GUUGUUUAACCUUGGAGAAGAAAGUUUUAGCGGUGUCCGAUCAAAUUAAUAAGCAACCGGAAGUUCCAGCCCACCUCCUAUAUAUUUUGGAAUAAGGGCAUAAAAACACUAAAGAUGACUGACUCAAAGUACUUCACCACCACCAAGAAAGGUGAGAUAUUUGAGUUGAAGGCGGAGUUAAACAGUGAUAAGAAGGAAAAGAAAAAGGAGGCUGUUAAGAAAGUCAUUGCUAGCAUGACAGUUGGAAAAGAUGUGAGUGCACUGUUCCCAGAUGUUGUAAAUUGUAUGCAGACAGACAAUCUGGAGUUGAAGAAACUGGAUGAAGAUCCGUAUGUGAGGAAGACAGCAGCUGUAUGUGUAGCUAAACUUCAUGAUAUAAAUGCACAGCUUGUGGAGGAUCAGGGAUUCUUGGAUCUUCUCAAAGACCUUCUGUCAGAUUCCAACCCUAUGGUGGUUCCAAUGCUGUUGCACGCUAUAUCAGAGAUUAUGGAUGCUCCCCUAAUGCUGGCCGCAGGUGUUAGAGAUGACUCGGGAACCAUCAUAAGCUUCUUAGCUGCUCUUAAUGAUGUGGGGUCAGGUAUUUAUUCUGGAAUUCAAUCUCAACUAACACCUAAAGAUGGAGAGGGAGGCAGCAGAGUAUUUGUGAGAGAGUCAGCACCACGAUUAGGGCCCAUGCUUAAUAGCAGGCUGUGGUGGCUUCUUCUGCUGUCAAGGGUUGUGAUGAAGCUGAUGGAAAUGUUGGACACUUCAGGCGAUUACGUGUCAUCACUGGUGAAGAAAUUAGCCCCACCCCUUGUCACACUGCUCUCAGCCGAGCCAGAAAUACAAUAUGUAGCUCUGAGGAAUAUCAACUUGAUUGUACAAAAAAGGUCAGACAUCUUGAAGAACGAGAUGAAAGUAUUCUUUGUAAAGUAUAAUGAUCCUAUAUACGUGAAGCUGGAGAAACUAGAUAUCAUGAUACGACUAACCAGCCAGUCUAACAUCGCACAGGUCCUUGCUGAACUUAAAGAAUAUGCCACAGAAGUUGAUGUAGAUUUUGUACGUAAGUCUGUUCGAGCUAUUGGUCGCUGUGCCAUCAAGGUAGAGCCUGCGGCAGAGAGGUGUGUUAGCACAUUGUUAGAUCUUAUACAGACCAAGGUCAACUAUGUUGUACAGGAGGCUAUUGUUGUUAUCAAGGAUAUAUUCCGUAAAUACCCAAAUAAGUAUGAAAGCAUAAUUGCCACACUGUGUGAGAACUUAGACACUCUUGAUGAGCCAGAAGCUCGCGCCUCAAUGAUCUGGAUCAUUGGAGAGUAUGCAGAACGUAUUGACAAUGCUGAUGAACUUCUGGAAAGUUUCCUUGAGGGAUUCCAGGAUGAGAACACGCAGGUUCAACUACAACUGUUGACAGCCAUCGUGAAACUGUUCUUGAAGAGGCCUACAGACACCCAGGAGCUUGUUCAGCAAGUACUUAGUCUGUCCACACAGGACAGUGACAAUCCUGACUUGCGUGACAGAGGAUACAUAUACUGGAGAUUGCUGUCGACAGAUCCUGCUGCUGCAAAGGAAGUUGUCCUUGCGGAGAAGCCUCUUAUCUCGGAGGAGACUGACCUGAUUGAGCCGACGUUGCUGGAUGAACUGAUAUGUCAUAUCUCAAGUCUGGCAUCCGUCUACCAUAAACCUCCUAAUGCAUUUGUUGAAGGACGUGGCGGUCAAAGACGUGUCUUACCAGCUAAAUCUCAACAAGAAGGCACAGUUGAGGAGAUGUCGGCACCAACAGAGACCACACAACAACCACCCCAGCCUACUACAGUCAUACCUGGUGCUGACUCACUCAUUGGUGACCUCCUUGAUAUAGAUCUCGGCCCAGGACCGUCAAUGAUGCAGCAACAAAUGUACCCACAACAACCCCCGGUACAGACACAGGCCAGUGGUGGUGGUGGUGGUAUGGACAUCUUCGGAGAGGGGCUGGAUAAUCUUCUUGGUGGGGGACCAUCGGGUGGAGAUAUGCUGGGUGGACUUGGCGAUAUUUUUGGAAUGCCUCAGUCUCAAUCAUACAUUCCACCACAAGAAGUUUGGCUCCCCGCUCCGAAAGGAAAGGGGAUGGAAAUCACUGGAACUUUUGCACGGAAAAAUAACCAAAUUAAUAUGGAACUGACUUUUACAAACAAAGCUAUGCAGCCUAUGACAGGCUUUGCUAUACAGUUUAAUAAAAAUAGUUUUGGGUUAAUGCCGGCACAAGUUUUAAAUAUUCGCAGUCCCCUGCCACCAAACCAGAGUGCUAGCACUUCAUUACCUUUGAAUACUACUGGCCCAAUACAAAAAAUGGAGCCUCUUACUUUAUUGCAGGUUGCCAUUAAGAACAAUAUAGAUGUUUUCUACCUAUCCACACAAGUACCACUACAUGUGUUGUUCGCAGAGGAUGGAGAAAUGGAGAAAAAAAUAUUCCUAGCUACAUGGAAAGACAUUCCAGCCAGUAACGAGGUUCAGUACACAAUAAAUAAUGACCAACACAGUGCUGAUACAGUAUCUCAGAAAUUAAGGAACAACAAUGUUUUUACCAUAGCAAAGAGAAAUGUAGAAGGUCAGGAUAUGUUAUACCAGUCCUUAAAAUUAACUAACGGAAUAUGGGUGUUAGCAGAACUCAAAAUACAGCCCUCUAAUCCAACAUUUGUGUUAUCAUUAAAGUCAAGAGCUGUAGAUGUAUAUGAAGCUGUCAGACAAGUUUAUGUCAACAUUCUACAUAAUUAGACCCAAUAAAAACAACAACAACAUUUUAAUUAACUACAAUUGGUGAAUAUUUUAUAUAGAACAAAAAAUGCAUUAUUGGAUUUGGUGACCAGUGCUUAAAAAAAUCCAUUACGGGAUUUAUAAAUCUUUUGGAAAAUAUGGAAAAUAACUGAAAUUAUCAUCAAAUAGUACACUACCCAGUAAUUAUCAUCAAAAAUAUUUUGUUAACAUGAAAUGAUCAACAAAUAGAACUAGAUUUAUCAUAAAGAAGAACUUGAAUUGUCAACAAAUUGAAGUGGAAUAAUAAUUGAAUAGAUUUAGAAUUAUCAACAGAUUGAACUGGAAUUAUCAUUAAAUUGAACCUGACGGGUUAUCACCAACCUGAAAUGGAAUUAUCAACAAAUUUAACAGGAAUUAUCAUUGAAAUAAACAUUGAAUUAUCAUGGAAUAGAAAUUGUGUAAUAUUAAAGAGCAUCCGUUUUAGAUAUUUUAAUUAAACAUGUAUAUGAUAUGUCAUAUUUGAUAACACCUGAAAAGAUGCAAGAAUACAUUUAGAAACAGUUGACAGUUAAACUUUACACAUAUUGUUUAUUUAUUAGACCACUAGAUUUGUGUGAUGUUGUGAAAUUUUUGUGUGCUUAUAUUUAAGAUAAUUUAUUGAAAUGAUGUUUUAACUUAUCAUUAAUUACCUGAAAGAUUACCUGAUUACUAAAAUUUGGUUUACCAAUUUGAUUUACCUGCUGUACAUAAAUAUAUAUGCAUGUAUAUAUGAUAGUCUUCAUAUACCAUUUAAGUGUGUUAUACAAACAUGCAUUUUGGUUAAGGUUUUAAAAACAAAAACAAAGAAUGAAAGUAAACAAUUUGUUGUGAAAAUGUAUUAUCAGUUUUAAAUAUUGUUAUUUAAAUGAAUAUAACUGUAUGUUUAGUGCAAUACAUACAAAUAAAGAAUUUCAUACUCA
Ruditapes philippinarum (Manila clam) is the source of this 3668-nucleotide messenger RNA. RefSeq names its product AP-1 complex subunit beta-1-like. The record is from RefSeq and is a predicted model, not a curated record. Gene Ontology annotation, biological process: vesicle-mediated transport; intracellular protein transport. Gene Ontology annotation, molecular function: clathrin binding. Gene Ontology annotation, cellular component: clathrin adaptor complex; membrane coat. The transcript has 18 exons. The coding region runs from base 115 to 2730 and encodes 871 amino acids. Lineage: Eukaryota; Metazoa; Mollusca; Bivalvia; Venerida; Veneridae.